This is a messenger RNA of Perca flavescens (yellow perch), 9494 nucleotides long. RefSeq names its product teneurin-3. Gene Ontology annotation, biological process: signal transduction; neuron development; heterophilic cell-cell adhesion. Bases 671 to 8797 code for a protein of 2708 amino acids. The record is from RefSeq and is a predicted model, not a curated record. Gene Ontology annotation, cellular component: membrane; neuron projection. NCBI's taxonomy places the organism in Eukaryota, Metazoa, Chordata, Actinopteri, Perciformes, Percidae. Gene Ontology annotation, molecular function: protein heterodimerization activity; cell adhesion molecule binding; protein homodimerization activity. The transcript is spliced from 29 exons.
UCAGAGGCAGCACUGAGCAGAAAGAAAUCGCCUACCAUCUUGCAUUUUAUAGCAGACAUUUUGACAUGUCGCUGCAUUACUAUUUAUAUACUCUCUAUGGCAUUAAUAGCACAUUUAAUUCAUAGCACCAAGCAUUGCAUCCCAUUCAGGUGAGCCAGUUGCAGGGCUCUGCUAUUGUGCAUGGUGGCUCAUCAAUAGCUUAAGGGGAAAAUUAAUCAACACAAUUAAUGUCAGCUGACAGUCAAAUCUGCUCUCAGAAAGUUCUAUUAACUUUAAUGGAAAUCACCUUAUCAGAGUCUGCAGGAUGGCCUUUGUACACUGACAGUUUUCACUGGUUGCCCUCAUUCACACCAGAGUGCUCAGACUUGACCGAUUCACCUGAAACGGGACUGUUGGCAGCUUGGGAUCAUGAUGACUUUUCUUAAGGGGAUCAUUCACUGCGGAGAUGCAAGGAAACCUAGGUAGAGGGGGUGGAAGCCUCAAUGGACUGAAGAAGAGGCCGACAGAGGUCAAAAAGUGGGGAGGGGAGUUCGGGAAAUCGGUACAGAGUCACAACCGGAGGAGGGAAGAGGAGGAGGGGAGAAAAGAGUGAAAUAAUCCAGUGGCGAGUCUCUCAGGAGAGCGGCGGUGGUGAAGGGGAGGGAGUUGGGAUACCCAGCAUGCAGGCAGCAUGGAACGGGUGAGGGAGCAGCGGCCUUUCUGCUCACUGUCCAAGAGCCAGAGAGACCGAGAGAGAUACUGCGAGAGAGACAAGGAUCGGGAGCGCUGUUACACCGCCUCCUCUGCUGCCCGGGAGGAGGGAGCCUGCCGCGUGCCCACUCAGAAAUCCUACAGCUCCAGCGAAACGCUCCAGGCCUUUGACCAUGACCCUUCACGAAUGCUCUUUGGAGGCAGAGUCAAGGAGAUGGUCCACAAGGAAAGCGCAGAGUACAGCAGGCCAGGGCAGACGUUCUCGCUGAGGCAACUCGGUUUCUGUGAGCCAUCGGCUCGCAGAGGCUUGGCGCUCUGCCCUGAAACGGGCCUCUCCCACCCACUCAGCAGCUACUCCAGAGGGCCGGUCGUUACAGAAAACCAUGAACCUGUAUCACCGGAACGUACCAUGACUCUUUGGGGAACGGGGCCAAAGUCUGGGCAGGAUUCAUGCCUCUCCAGUCGCUCUAACUCAGCGCUCACACUCACUGACACGGAAAUGGACAAUAAAUCGGACAAUGAGAUGGGUGACCAUCUAUCUAGUCAGCAAGGCCCGCCUCCUCUCCCACCAGCCCCUCCCCCACACAAGCAGCAUCCGUCCAUCACGUCCCUGAGCCGCAGCUCACUGGCCAAUCAGAGGAGCCCAAGCCCGCCGCCCUCAGCCGGCCUGGCGGCCGACUUGCAGAGUACGGCGGAAUGCGUCCAGCUGCAGGACAGCUGGGUCCUGGGCAGCAAUGUGGCCCUGGAGAGCAGGCACUUUCUUUUUAAAACGGGCACAGGAACAACACCUUUCUUUGGCGCAGCAGCCCCUGGUUACACCAUGGCAACAGGGACAGUUUACUCCACACCGGCGCGCCCUUUGCCCAGAAACAGCCUGUCGAGAGGGGCUUUCAAAUUCAAGAAGUCCCCUAAACACUGCUCCUGGAAGUGCACCGCCCUGAUCGCUGUGGGGAUAGCUGUGGUUCUGUCCAUCAUUCUCUGCUACUGCAUAGCAACUCACCUUUUCGGCCUAAACUGGCAGCUCCAAGAGUUGGACAACCGGCCGGCUUUUGAAAACGGAGCAGUUGGGAAGACAGGGCCCACUCAGUCGAGCAUAGUGACAGCUCUGGCUGCUGACGGAAGGACUAGCGUGCUUCAUCAGGAGAACAACUCUAUUGACACAGGACAGGUCGACAUAGGGAAGAGAGUAGGUCAGAGCGUCCCACCAGGGGUGUUCUGGCGUUCUCAACUAAGCAUGGAGCAACCACGCUUCUUGAAGUUCAACAUCUCGGUACAGAAGAAUGCGCUUAUUGGAGUCUAUGGACGAAAGGGUCUCGCACCAACUCACACUCAGUAUGAAUUUGUGGAGCUAUUGGACGGCAGCCGGCUUAUCGCCAAAGAGCAUCGGACUCUAAGUGAACCAGAGACAAGGGCCUGGCUGGAUCAUCCGGUCACCGUCCACCAAGCCGGAUUCAUCCAGUACCUGGACGCAGGGGUGUGGCACCUGGCGUUUUAUAAUGACGGACGGAGUGCGGAGACAGUAUCCUAUAACACCAUCAUCCAGGAAUCUGUCACAGAGUGCACACACAACUGUUAUGGGAACGGAGAGUGUGUGGCGGGAUCAUGUCACUGCUUCCCAGGAUUCAUAGGGCCGUACUGUUCCAGAGCUUCCUGUCCAGUCCUGUGCAGCGGCAAUGGCCAGUACACCAGGGGGCGCUGUCAGUGCUACAGUGGCUGGAAGGGCACUGAAUGUGACGUUCCUGCCUCCCAGUGUAUUGAUCCUCAAUGUGGGGGACACGGACUGUGCGUGGCGGGCAACUGCGUGUGCAACACCGGCCACAAAGGACCCAACUGUGAACAAGUUGACUGCGUGGACCCGACGUGCUCCGGUCACGGAGCCUGUCAUCACAGUGAGUGCCACUGCAACCCGGGCUGGGGAGGGAUCAGCUGCGAGAUCCUGAAGAGCACUUGUCCAGAACAGUGCUCCAGUCAUGGCACCUUCAACACUGACUCCGGAACUUGCAUCUGUGAGGCUAACUGGACAGGGGCCGACUGCUCCAUAGAGGUGUGCUUGGUGGACUGUGGUCCCCACGGCUUGUGCAUCAGUGGUGUGUGUCAGUGCGAGGAAGGCUGGACAGGACCAGAAUGUGAGCAGAGGGACUGUCACCCACGCUGCAUUGACCACGGAGUCUGCCGAGAGGGCAAGUGUGACUGCCAUCAGGGCUGGACGGGGGAACAUUGCACCAUCGACGGCUGCCCCGGGCUGUGCAACAACAACGGGAGGUGCGUCCUGGAUCAGAACGUCUGGCACUGCAUCUGCCAGUCGGGCUGGAGAGGGCUGGGAUGCGAUGUAGCGACGGAAACGCUCUGCUCAGAUGGCAAGGAUAAUGAGGGAGAUGGCCUCGUCGACUGCAUGGACCCAGACUGCUGCACUCAAAUCUCCUGCCAGGGUCAGACCUACUGUCGCGGCUCGCCCGACCCCGCUGCCAUCGCCGGCCAGGGCCAGAGUUCAGCCGCCCAGCCCACAUCCAAGGGCUUUUAUGAUCGCAUCAGCUUCUUGAUUGGUCCCAGCGGCAGUCACGUGAUACCCUGGGAUAACCAGUUCAACAGCAGCCUGGUGUCAGUCAUCCGGGGUCAGGUCCUCACGGGAGACGGGACGCCGCUGAUUGGAGUCAACGUGUCUUUUCUGCACUACCCAGAGUACGGCUACACCAUCACGCGGCAAGAUGGCAUGUUUGACCUCUUGGCCAACGGCGGCGCUUCUUUGACGCUGAAUUACGAGCGCGCCCCGUUCCCAACGCUGCACCGCACAGUGUGGCUGCCCUGGAACGUUUUCCAUGUGAUGGACACGGUGGUGAUGAAGCGGGAGGAGAACGACAUCCCCAGCUGCUACCUUACCGGCCUGAUCCGGCCCAACCCCCUCAUCCUGGCUACGCCCCUCUCCACUCUCUACAAGAGCUCCCCAGAGGACAGCCCCAUCAUCCCCGAGACCCAGGUCCUUCAUGAGCAAGUGGCCAUACCAGGCAGUGACCUCAACCUGGUCUACCUGAGCUCCAGGGCAGCUGGCUACAAGCCCAUCCUCAAGGUGCUCCUGACCCAGGACCGUCUCCCCUUUGGCCUGAUGAAGGUCCACCUGAUGGUGGCCGUCAUGGGCCGUCAGUUCCAGAAGUCUUUCCCUGCCUUCCCUGACCUCUCGUACACCUUCAUCUGGGAUAAAACAGACGCCUACAAUCAGAGGGUCUUUGGCCUGGCAGAGGCUGUGGUGUCAGUGGGAUAUGAAUACGAGUCCUGCCUUGAUGUGGUGCUCUGGGAGAAGAGGACGGCAGUGUUACAAGGCUAUGAACUGGAUGCGUCCAACAUGGGAGGGUGGAUGCUAGACAAACACCACAUAUUGGACAUUCAGAACGGCAUUCUUUACAAAGGCAGUGGAGAGAACCAGUUCAUCUCUCUCCAGCCCCCUGUGAUCUCCACUGUAAUGGGGAACGGGCGGCGCAGAAGCAUCUCGUGUCCCAGCUGUAAUGGGCAGGCCCAGGGCAACAAGCUGUUGGCGCCGGUGGCUCUGGCGUGGGGCAUCGAUGGAAGUCUGUACGUCGGCGAUUUCAACUACAUCCGACGCAUCUACCCAUCGGGCAAUGUCACAAGUAUCAUGGAGCUCAGUAACAACCCGGCACACCGGUAUUACCUGGCAACUGAUCCAGUAAGCGGCCAGCUGUACGUGUCGGACACAAACUCCCGGAGGAUCUACAGACCCAAAACCUUAACCGGGACAAAGGAACUGCAGUCAAACGCAGAGGUGGUGGCAGGGACUGGGGAGCACUGUCUGCCCUUUGACGAGAACCACUGUGGCGAUGGAGGCAAAGCUCCAGAGGCCUCUCUCACUGGACCCAAAGGCAUCGCCGUGGGCAAGAAUGGCCUGAUAUAUUUUGUUGAUGGCACCACAAUCAGGAAGGUGGACCAGAACGGCAUCAUUUCCACUUUCCUUGGUUCCAACGACCUGACAUCGGCUCGCCCUCUGACCUGUGACAACAGCAUGGACAUCAAUCAGGUGAUUCUGGAGUGGCCCACGGACCUAGCAGUUAGCCCCAUGGACAACUCGCUGUAUGUCUUGGACAACAAUAUUGUGCUGCGCAUCACAGAGAACGGUCAAGUGAGCAUUGCAGCUGGCCGACCUCUUCACUGCCCAUUGGCUGGACUGGAGCGUGGUGUGGCGGGUGGUCAAAGGGCCCAGUUAACCCCUAUAGAAUCUGCCGUUUCCAUCGCCAUAUCUUACCAUGGGGCCAUCUACAUAGCAGAGACAGAUGAGAGAAAGAUGAGCAGGAUCCGAAAGGUUUCUGUGGAUGGAGAGCUAACACAUUUGGCCGGGUCUCCCUCCGAAUGUGAUUGCAAGAAUGAUGCCAAUUGUGACUGUUAUCAGACAGGGGACGGCUAUGCCAAAGAUGCAAGGCUCAAUGCUCCAUCUUCUUUAGUGGCAGCUCCAGAUGGAACACUCUACGUGGCAGACCUGGGCAACAUCCGCAUCCGGGCCAUCUCAAGAAAUGGGCCAACUUCAAGUGCCAAUACAUAUGAGGUGGCUUCGCCUGAUGCCCAGGAGCUGUAUGUAUUUGACAGCAAUGGUACCCACCAACACACUGCAAGCCUGCUCACUGGUGACUUGAAAUAUACGUUCAGCUACAGCACAGAGAAUGACAUCACAGCUGUUACUGACAGCAGCGGCAACACUCUGAGAAUCCGUAGAGAUCCUAACCGCACACCGGUGCGUAUCGUCGCCCCUGACAACCAGGUGAUCUGGCUUACCAUGGGCACCAACGGCGGACUGAAAACACUCACAGCACAGGGCCAGGAGCUAGUGCUUCUUACUUACCAUGGUAACAAUGGCCUGCUGGCUACAAAGACAUCAGAGAUUGGCUGGACAACUUUCUACGACUAUGACAGUGAAGGACGGCUACUGAAUGUGACGUUCCCCACCGGAAUGGUGAAUAACUUGUACACAGACAUAUACAGCGCUUUGACGGUGGACAUUGAAAGCUCUGUGACAGAUGAGGAAAUCAGCAUCACCACUAAUACCUCAACCACUCGUGCCUUCUACACUCUGGCUCAGGACCAAUGUAGAAGCAGCUAUCAAGUGGGCUUUGACAACUCGCUGAGGAUUACCUAUGCCAACGGGAUGGACACCCACUACCAGACAGAGCCUCACAUCCUGGCAGGCGCUGCCAACCCAACUGUAGCCAGACGCAACAUGAGCUUGCCAGGCGAGAGUGGGCAAAACUUGGUUGAGUGGCGCUUCCGCAAAGAACAAGCCAGAGGGAAAGUUAUCGUGUUUGGACGCAAGCUUAGGGUGAACGGACGAAACAUUCUUUCUGUCGAUUACGAUCGCACCCUGAGGACAGAGAAGAUUUAUGAUGACCACAGGAAGUUCCUCUUAAAGAUUAUAUACGACACAGCAGGCCACCCAGUGCUCUGGGUGCCCAGCAGUAAGCUACUGCCAGUUAAUGUGAGCCGCACUAGCAGUGGGCAAAUCAGUGUCCUGCAGAGAGGCCCCACCACUGAGAGACUUGAGUAUGAUAGCCAAGGCCGCCUGGUUUCCAGGGUGUUUGCCGAUGGGAAGAUAUGGAGUUACACCUACCUGGAGCAGUCCAUGGUUCUCCUGCUCCACAGUCAACGGCAGUACAUAUUUGAUUUCGACUCUCUGGACCGGCUUUCUGCUGUCACGAUGCCAAGCGUAGCCCGCUACACGAUGCAGACCAUCCGUUCAGUGGGCUACUACAGGAACCUUUAUCACCCCCCAGAGAGCAACGCCUCAGUGGCUGUGGACUACAGCGAAGACGGCCUCCUACUGAGAGUAGCACAUCUCGGCACAGGCCGUAGGAUCCUGUACAGGUACCGCCGGCAGAACAAACUGUCAGAGAUCCUGUAUGACAGCACAAGGGUCAGCUUCACCUACGACGAGACGGCAGGAGUGCUGAAGACGGUCAACCUGCAGAACGAAGGAUUCAUCUGCUCCAUCCGUUAUCGCCAAGUGGGUCCACUGGUGGACCGGCAGAUAUUCCGCUUCAGUGAGGAUGGCAUGGUCAAUGCACGCUUUGACUACACCUACGACAGCAGCCUGCGCGUCACCAGCGUGCAAGGCGUCAUCAACGAAACACCACUACCCAUCGAUCUAUACCAGUUUGACGACAUCUCAGGAAAGGUUGAACAGUUUGGGAAGUUUGGGGUGAUCUACUAUGAUAUUAAUCAGAUCAUAUCCACUGCCGUCAUGACCUACACCAAGCACUUUGAUGCCCAUGGACGCAUCAAGGAGAUCCAGUAUGAGAUAUUCCGCUCACUUAUGUACUGGAUCACUUUCCAGUAUGACGAUGUGGGGCGAGUCACCAAACGAGAGAUCAAGAUCGGCCCCUUUGCUAACACCACCAAGUACAGCUAUGAGUAUGAUGUGGAUGGCCAGCUCCAGACUGUGUACCUGAACGAGAAAGUGAUGUGGCGCUAUACGUAUGACCUUAAUGGAAAUCUGCAUCUGCUGAAUGCAGGAAACAGUGCAAGACUUCUACCUCUGCGCUAUGACUUGAGAGACCGUAUCACCCGCCUUGGAGAUAUCCAAUACAGAAUGGAUGAAGACGGUUUCCUCCGUCAGAGGGGAGCAGAAAUCUUUGAGUACAACUCCAAAGGUCUCUUGGUGCGGGUCUACAGCAAGAGCAAUGGAUGGACCAUUCAGUAUCGCUAUGAUGGACUCGGACGCAGAGUGUCCACCAAGUCAAGCUUGGGCCAACACCUGCAGUACUUCUACGCAGACCUGAGCUACCCGGCUAGGAUUACACAUGUGUACAACCACUCCAGUUCGGAGAUCACCUCACUUUACUAUGACCUCCAAGGCCAUCUGUUUGCUAUGGAGAUCAGCAGCGGUGAGGAGUUCUACAUUGCCUGUGAUAACACCGGCACACCUCAGGCUGUCUUCACCAGCAAUGGCCUCCUGGUCAAACAGCUCCAGUACACAGCAUACGGCGAGGUCUACUUUGACUCAAACCCAGACUUCCAGCUGGUGCUCGGGUUUCACGGAGGACUGUAUGAACCCCUGACCAAACUACUGCACUUUGGUGAGCAGGAUUAUGAUAUAAUGUCUGGAAGGUGGACUAUCCCAGAUGUCUCUACUUGGCAGCAAGUUGGCAAAGAGCCAGCUCCUUUUAAUUUAUACAUGUUCAGAAAUAAUAACCCCAUCAGCAAAGUCCAUGAAGUGAGAGAAUAUGUUGCAGAUGUGAACAGCUGGCUUGUAACCUUUGGCUUUCAUCUUCACAACACCAUUCCUGGGUUUCCGGUCCCAAAGUUUGAUUUAAGCAUGCCAUCCUAUGAACUGAGGAAGAGUCAGCUCUGGGAUGAUCUGCCGUCUAUCUCUGGGGUCCAGCAGGAAGUAACCAGACAAGCUCAUUCUCUCUUGUCAUUCGAGCGGCUCCCAGAGGUCCAUCUCAGCCGAGGUCGCAGAGGUGAAAAGUCUUGGCUGUGGUUCUCGGCGGCAAUGUCUCCCAUCGGAAGAGCCGUUAUGUUCGCUAUCUACAAGGGCAGCGUUCACACUCAUACGCUCAACGUGGCCAGUGAGGACUGUAUCAAGGUCGCAACCAUCCUCAACAACGCUUUCUAUUUGGAAGACAUCCACUUCACUAUAGAAGGACGGGACACACACUACUUUGUCAAGCCAGGCCUUCCAGACGCCGACCUUGCCGCGUUGCACCUCACUAGUGGACACAAGACUCUGGAGAAUGGUGUCAAUGUGACGGUUUCCCAGUCCACCACAGUCAUGGAUAGUCGGACUCGCCGUUUCGCAGAUGUGGAGAUUCGUGCCGGUGCUCUAGCUCUUCAUAUUCGCUAUGGAUCCACGGUGGACGAGGAGAAAGCGCGAGUUGUUGAGCUCGCCCGUCAGCGCGCCCUUGCUGGUGCGUGGGCGAGAGAACAGCAGCGAGUGCGAGAUGGCGAGGAAGGAGUCCGUCCCUGGACAGAGGGGGAGAAGAGGCAGCUUCUGAGUAGUGGAAAAGUUUUGGGGUAUGACGGGUACUAUGUGCUCUCCAUUGAGCAGUACCCAGAAUUAUCAGACAGCACUAAUAACAUCCACUUUCUUCGGCAAAGUGAAAUUGGGAAAAGGUAACAAUACGAGGUGCAUCUUCUGGCAAAGAGACUUGGUUUUGGUAGAGACAUACAAGCGGACAAAAUGAAAAGCAACUGAAUCCAAAGGUUGCUGCUAUGUACCCCGAGUGUCGUGUGUUUUUAUAAAAAAACAACAAAAGAAAGAACAGAAAAAAAAAAUUCAAGGGGUCAAAAGCAAUGCUGUGCAUUGUGACCUAGGGACUACAGAGUAAAUGUAUAACUACACCAAGCCUUAACAUGGCAAUUACAGGUCCGUUCCUCUGUUGCACAAGCCUUUUAGACUCUGGACUCUGAAGCAGAGGAAUAGUGGUGUCUUUCGGGAAACAGUGAGCUGAUUUAGGUGUUUUAUGUUUUGUGUUUUUCAUCAAGAGAAGUCUGGUUCAACAGAAAGUAUAAUAGGAGCAAAGGAAAUGUUUACAUUAUGCAUAUCUGCACUUCUCUAGAAGUACGGGGCUCGAGAGUUCACACUCCUAGAGCAAGCGGUGUCCUUGAUCAAAUGUUUGUUUUUAAAAUCAGAGACUUCUGACGUUAGAGAUAUCCUCACCUAACAACCACUAUAUAUACCAGAUUUAGCACUGUAAACAUCAGAGACGUUGAAAUGUCUUAUUCUCUUUGAGAUGCUUUUAAACAGAAAAAAAGAAACCGUUUCCAUGUUUAAAUACCCAAUAUUCAUUGUGAAAAAAAGUGCAGCAAAAGGU